AUGGUCACCAAGGCCAGCUCCAAGGCCAGCAAGGCCGGCUCCAAGGCCGGCGAGGCCUCCGCCGGGCUGUCCGCGCCGCUCUCCGUCGCAUCUGUCCGCGCGACGGAGGAGCGACUGCUCGCAGACCGGCGGCACGCGAACGAGCUGAUUGACCUGCUCGCGGCGUCGGCGUCCGCGGCAGACGUGUCCGUCCGGCUCGCCGCGACGCAGGCGUGCCGCGCGCUCUUCGUGGCCUGGGCAGAGGCGGGAAGCCUCCCGCUCGGCGCGGAGGAGGCUGCCGCCGAGCCGGCGGACGAGGCUGAAGCGCGGCAGGCGUCCGCGCUCGAGGCGUACCGCGAGUGGCUGCGCGACAAGUACGACCGCUUCGUGGCGGCGCUCGGCUCGCAGCUCGGCGCGGCGGCGGAGUCGCCCGAGCUGCGCGUGCUCGCGCUCGACUCGCUGAUGCUGCUCGCCUCGGCGGAGGUGCGCCUCGCGCGGCCGGGCGCCGCCUGCCCGUACUACGCGGCGCUGGGCGCCUCUCGCGGCGCCCUCGGGGCGGGCAUGCUGGCGAUGGCCUCGGCCAAGGCGGCGCUGCCUCCGCCCCUCCUCGAGCGGAUUGCCCGUGCGCAUGCUUGCAAGCUCGACGUCGGCCUGCACCUGCUCCGGCACGUGCAGCGCCUCGCGCGCCCGCAAGCGGCGGCCGCGGACGGCGGCGGCGGCGAGCGCGCGGAGCGGCUGCUGCAGCUGCUGCUGCUCGUCACUCCCCCGGCGGAGGACGUCCUUCCCGAAGAGGCGCCCCUCCUCGUGCCGCCCGCCCAGGACCCCGCCGGCUGGCCCGCACCGGCGCGCAGCCUGCUGCAGCGCAAGCGGCACGUCAAGGAGUUCUGCGGCGCGUGGCGCGCGCUGCUCGCGCUGCCGCUGCCCGCGCGCGCGCACCGGAGGGUGCUGGCGGCCCUCCCAGAGGCGGUGCUUCCCCACGGCCUCUUCGUGCUCAUGACGCGCCACAACCUCGAGUACCCGCGCUUCUACACCCAGCUCUACUCCCUCGUCACCCUCCCCUCCCUCGGCGGUGCCAACCGCGCGACCUUCGCACUCGAGCUCGACCUCUUCCUCUCGUCGGCCGGCUUGCCCGCAUACGUCUCUGCAGCCUUUGCCAAGCGGCUCGGCCGCCUCGCCCUCCUCGCCCCGCCGCCGGCGGCAGCGCUCGCGUGCGGCCUCGCGUACAACUUGCUGCUCCGCCAGCCCGCCGCGCGCGCGCUCAUCCACCGGCCGGCCGCCGACGCCGACGCCGCCGCGGCCGAGGACCCGUACGUCGCCGCCGAGGCCGAGCCGCGCGAUUGCCGCGCCUUCGACUCGUGCCUCUGGGAGGUGGACACGCUGCGGUCGCACUUUUGCCCCUCCGUCUCGUCGCUCGCCGCGCUGUUUGCACGGCCCUUCACGCAGUCCACGCCGCCGGUUGAGUUGGCGCCGCUCGCCGCGCUCUCGGCCGACUCGCUGAUCCGCGUCGAGACGCAGCGCAAGCUCAAGCGGGCGCCCAUCGCCACGGCGCCGGCGGAGCCGCCGCCGCGCCAUGCAAAGCUGUGGGUGCCUUGA
Messenger RNA from Emiliania huxleyi CCMP1516, 1572 nucleotides. RefSeq lists its product as hypothetical. The record is from RefSeq and is a predicted model, not a curated record. Bases 1 to 1572 code for a protein of 523 amino acids. Lineage: Eukaryota; Haptophyta; Isochrysidales; Noelaerhabdaceae. The transcript is spliced from 3 exons. Gene Ontology annotation, biological process: ribosome biogenesis. Gene Ontology annotation, cellular component: small-subunit processome; nucleolus; Noc4p-Nop14p complex.